AUGCCGUCUAGUGAAGUAAAUCAGUAUGAAUUAGCGUCUAGAUUAUUGUCUCUAACUGAAAAUACAUCCUACACAUUAACUCAAAUCAAUGGGCAAAGGAUUUACAGAAAAGCACCCCAUGCAUGGGUUGGUCCGGAACCUAUUAGGAAGUGUGAGGUUUUCAUUGGUCGUAUUCCACAUGACUGCUUUGAAGACACUUUAGUACCACUGUUCCAGCAGGCCGGUGAGCUAUUCGAGUUCCGCCUCAUGAUAAACUUUUCUGGUUGGAAUAGGGGGUAUGCUUUUGCCAUGUACACAACUCCAGCUGCCGCUAGCAAUGCUAUUUGCAUGUUUAACAACUAUUUGAUUCGUCCAUCUUGGCAACUUGGUGUGUGUCCGUCAGUGAAUAACUGUCGCAUCUUCAUAUCUCGCAUCCCGUCAACCACAUCCUCCAUAGAGAUAGUUCGUCUGCUCUAUGCUCUCACUGAAGAGGUCCACGAGGUGCGCAUCCGUCGCUCUGGCGGCGGUUGUGCUGCCAUAGUGGAGUAUAAGUCUCACCGCGGCGCUGCCAUGGCGCGGAAGGCUUUAGUAGCGGCCGCAUCUGCAGCUUGGGGCUCCGGUGCUCGUCCCGCCGUUGACUGGUCGCUGCCUCAGUCGCCGCACCUGCUGCGACAGUACCGUGAGGUUGGUCGCUGGACGCCAGAGCGCGGUGUGGAGAUUUACCAAUUGCGCGAUGAGUUGGUUCCUGCUGCGACCGCGUCGUACACGCUCGAGCGCUGGUCUCAAACUAGGCGUCUCCUCAUGAUAUACGAAGCUCAGCGUGCCAGGAGCGCCCCAAACCUCGCUCCGGUCGCAGACCCGAUUCCCGCUCCUCAAAAAACCAUACAAAUACCACUCCAGGAUGAAGCUUGUGGCCCAGAGAUUAGUCAAAACUAUGGGCUUAUUAAUAACUGGUCUCAUUCUUUGGGCAACGUAACAUCCAAUAUGGGGUCCUUGAAUAUUAAUGGAACAUAUAACUCUUGGAAGGAUGGGGGGGCCACAGAGAACAAAACUCUGGACUACAAUCCUUGGACCACUCAGCAUCCGCUGCGAGACCCACGCGACAAGAAGCCACAGGAGUGA
This is a messenger RNA of Pieris macdunnoughi, 1101 nucleotides long. Lineage: Eukaryota; Metazoa; Arthropoda; Insecta; Lepidoptera; Pieridae. The record is from the annotation of a GenBank genome assembly.